Molecule: messenger RNA, 1701 nt
Organism: Pieris macdunnoughi
Lineage: Eukaryota; Metazoa; Arthropoda; Insecta; Lepidoptera; Pieridae
Source: the annotation of a GenBank genome assembly
AUGUUUCCUUUGCGGCUACUACUUGUUUUAUCGGUGGCCAGUUAUAGCUCAUGCAUUCCCCAGCCAUACGACUCAAUAGUGGUAGGAAUGGGGUCCGCUGGGGUCACGGCAGCCACAAUAUUGGCCAAAGCUGGCAAGCGAGUGCUGGGCUUAGAAGCAAUGGAUCGAAUUGGUGGAAGAGUGAAGACAGUACAAUUUGGGGGAGGUAUUAUUGAAGAGGGAGCUGAAUGGAUUCACGGAACACAAAACAGCCGCGUAUAUGAUUUAGCUGUACAGAAUAAUAUUACAGUUAUACCUCAGGACUUCGAUUUUCUUAUUUUCCGCUCAGAUGGGAACCAGACAUUGAUGCCAGUUUAUUACGAACUUUUUAAUCUCUGCUUUGAAAAGGCUGUAAAUACAAGUGAUGUAUCCUUUGAGAGUACUGCUGAUUAUUUGACGGCUGAAAUAAUAUCAUAUAUAAAAAAGAACUACCCACACUUAGAACAUGACAAGCAAUUCAUAGAUGAAUUUUUGGAUGUCAUGAAUCUCUUCAUAAAUGCAUAUGAAGCGUCAUAUGACUGGCAUGACGUCACGACGAGGUCAACAGCUGAAGAACUUGGCGGACAUUUGCAUAUGAGCUGGCAUAAGUUUGGAUAUAAAACCUUUUUCGAGUUGAUGCUAAACACAUAUAACAAUGGACCAGGCCUGCAAAAUUUGGACAUAAAAUUAAAUACUGAAGUGACUAAAAUCAUAUGGCCAAAAGACACAUCCGGUGAGGUUAAAGUUGUUUGUGCAGAUGGACAAACAUACACAGCAAACAAUGCUAUAGUAACCGUGUCAUUGGGAGUGCUGAAAGAGAGAUACGACACGCUAUUUUCACCAGAAUUGCCAGACGACAAAAUUACAUCGAUACAAAAAAUGUCGAUUGGUUUAGUCGAUAAGGUUAUUUUGAAUUUUCCCCACAAGUGGUGGGAUCAAAACAAGGUUUACGUUAUGAUCGAGGCUGAUAAAUCCAAUGAUCUAUGGUUUACGAGACAUGGGGAUGUUUCCACGCCCCUCGCUCUAGACACAGCCUUGACUAUAUGGUUGGCGGGUGAAGCCGCUAAGACGUGCACGGCUUUCAGAUACGUCAUUUUUCAUCCUCCUCUACCCAAAGACAAAAUCAUGGCCAUAGAUAAAAUUGCAUUUGGGGUUGUUAAUAAAAUAAUCCUUGUAUUUGAUGAAGCUUGGUGGCCCAAUCGUUUGUAUUUUCCAUGCAUAUGGUAUACUGAAGAUAGAGUAAAUUUAUCGGAAAGUGAUCUGUGGUUGUCCCAAAUACGUGGGGCAAGUACAUCUUUAGCUUGCAAAAACUCGCUUACUCUAUGGAUUACUGGUUAUGCUGGCAAAUGGGCAGAGACAUUGACAGAUGAAAUAGUUCAACAAAAAUCCAUGGAGUUGCUAAGACGCUUCAUGGGCAAGAACUACACUAUACCGGAACCUAAUGGAAUUCUGAGAUCGAAAUGGCACUCCAACCCUUUCGUCCGUGGCAGUUACACCUACGACAACCUAGAGACCCCUAAAUACCCUAAAGCUAGGGAGAAUUUAGGAGCUCCACUAUUAGACGCUAGUGGGACCCCUAGAGUGCUAUUCGCGGGUGAAGCGACCAAUCCCUUACAUUAUGCUACCGUCCAUGGCGCAAGUGAGACUGGCUACAGAGAGGCAAUGAGAUUAUUAAAUGCCUAA